AUGUCGAGCAGACCCAAGUCCCCGACGGCGACCUCGGCCCUGUCGGCGGGGUCGUCGUCAUCGUCGUCGUCGCGCAACGCAACGAAGCGCCUGCUGCGCGAGCUCGCCGUCUGGGAGAAGGAGGCGCCGAGCGAGACGGGCAUCGAGCGGCUCGGCCCCGUCGGCGAGGACGAGCUGUUGCGCUGGGAGGCCGUGAUCAACGGCCGGGGCGUCGGGGGCGGAUACGAUGAAGGCCGCUGGCUCCUAACCAUAACGAUCCCGUCCGCCUACCCGCUGCAGCCGCCCCAGAUCGCGUUCCGCACGCCCGUCGUGCACGCCAACGUGGCGCUGCGGUCGGGCGAGAUCUGCCUCGAUUUGUUGGGCAAGGCAUGGACGCCGGCGUACAGCGUGCUGGAGUGUGUGCGCGCCGUGCGCAUGCUGCUCGGCUGCCCCGAAACCGACUCGCCGCUCAACGUCGACGUCGCGGCGCUGCUGCGCGGCGGCGACGCCGUGGGCGCCGCCGCGCUGGUGCGGUGCUGGUGUCGCGACGAGGGGGGGCGGUAUGAGGGGCCUUAG
Molecule: messenger RNA, 555 nt
Organism: Anthostomella pinea
Lineage: Eukaryota; Fungi; Ascomycota; Sordariomycetes; Xylariales; Xylariaceae
Source: the annotation of a GenBank genome assembly